This is a messenger RNA of Diaporthe amygdali, 1710 nucleotides long. RefSeq lists its product as uncharacterized. The coding region runs from base 1 to 1710 and encodes 569 amino acids. Lineage: Eukaryota; Fungi; Ascomycota; Sordariomycetes; Diaporthales; Diaporthaceae. Gene Ontology annotation, molecular function: iron ion binding; monooxygenase activity; oxidoreductase activity, acting on paired donors, with incorporation or reduction of molecular oxygen. The transcript has 2 exons. The record is from RefSeq and is a predicted model, not a curated record.
AUGGCGACCGUCAUCAUCGUUGGUGUUCUCGCUACACUCUUCUUGUAUGGCCUAUACCAGUGGCUACUCCCAAAACCACUGCCCGACAUUCCUUACAACAAUGCUUCCGCAAAAAACAUCUUCGGCGAUAUACCCGAACUCGUCAAAGAGGUCUCGAAAACUGGAGAUUUCGCGGACUAUAUCCGCAAGCAGAGCAGGAAGCACAAUUCCCCAAUCACCCAAUUGUUUAUGACGCCCUUUGGAAAGCCUUCUCUUCUGGUCUGCGACUUCAGAGAGGCCCAAGAUGUCCUCCUCCACCGGGGCAAGGAGUUCGACAGAUCCAGGUUCGUCGGCGAGCUCUUCUACGGGACGGGCAAGAAUCACCAUAUCACGAUGAAGACUGGGCCUGAAUGGAAGGCUCGCAGGAAACUUCUGCAGGACCUCAUGUCACCUAGCUUCCUUCACAACGUUGCCGCACCUACUGUCUAUGCCAGCAGCUUGAAUAUCCUGAAGCUGUGGGAGCUGAAGGCUGACCUCGCUGAUGGGCGGCCGUUCCUGGCCUCGAAGGACAUCUUCCACGCCGCUUUGGAUGCUGUGCUGGCUUUCACAUUUGGAAUCGGCUUCAAGGAGGACGCCACCACGCGCCAGAUCCAACUGAUGCAGAGUCUCGAGCGCGGAAAGAUCGCUGCCGGCGGGGCGGACGUCCCCGUCAAAUUCCCGACCGCGACAUUGGGCACAGCUAUUUCUAGCAUACUUUUCCUAACCGCGUCCGUGGAGCGCGUGAGGGGGGCUGCUAGCAUGCGCUUGAAGUGGUGGUUCAUUCAAAAGGAGACUGGGUUCAAGAAGGCGCAGAAGGAUAAGGAUGAAGCUAUCCACGGGGAAAUCGAAAAGGCCAUCCAAGCUCGACGGAAGAACGGGCAAGGUGGAAACGACGCAUGGGUCCAGUCAGCGGUCGAUCACAUGGUCGAUCGCGAAGUUCGUGUGGCCGAAAAGGAAGGGCGACAAUCGAAUCCCCAUUCACCAGACAUGCUGGAAGAGAUCCUGGGUUUUAUCAUCGCCGGCCACGAUACAACAAGCACCACCCUCUGCUGGGGCGUCAAGCUCCUGGCAGACCACCCAGGAGUCCAGCAACGCGUCCGCGACGACAUGCAAGCCGCCUUCCCCGAGGCCAAGGCCGAGGGCCGACUGCCCUCCGUCACCGAGAUCACCAAAGUGUCCAUCCCAUACCUCGAGGCCACCAUGGAGGAGAUCCUGCGCGUGGGCAACACGGUCCCUAUAACCGACCGCGAUGCCGUCCAGGACACCACCCUCCUGGGCCACUUUGUCCCCAAGGGGACCCAAGUGUUCUUCCUGGCCAAUGGGCCCUCGUUCCUCGAGCCGGCCUUUGAUAUCGAAGAGUCGCGGAGGAGCCCGCACGCCCGGGAGGGCAAGGCGCGUGUUUGGGAGAGCGAGGACAUCGGAGCCUUCAAGCCUGAGCGGUGGCUUACGGAGGAGAAUGGUAGGGAGGUGUUUGAUAGCCAAGCUGGACCGGACAUGCCCUUUGGUCUUGGAACCAGAGGCUGUUAUGGCCGCCGCCUGGCGUACCUGGAGUUGAGGCUGUUGUUGACGGUGUUCUUGUGGAAGUUUGAGUUUCAAAAGUGCCCCGCGGAGUUGUCUAGAUACGAUGCUGUUGAUGGAGUUGUCCAUGGACCCAAGGACUGUUAUGUUAGGUUGCGGAAGGUUGCGGCCUGA